AUGCUCGUAUCCAGCGUGCUUUCCGGCUCAAUGAGUCCCAGCGAAAUCGGUUUUGAGGGCGCCGGCGCCGGCGGCAGCGGCAGCUUCUUCGACCACCCCACUCCUUCAGCCCGCGACCAAAUCCUCCGUCCAAACAGUUUCUCCUCAAGUAGUGGCGGCGGCGGCGGCGGCGGCGCCAGCAUCUUCCCACCUCCUCUUAAUCAGGCCCUUGGGACUAAAUUCGGUCACGUGGGGGGCAGCGGGAGUGCCACAGCUCCCCUCUCCCUUAAUCCGGAUCCUUUACUAAUUCUACAGCAGCGUGAAGCCCAAAUAAUCCAGUCUAUCCGCCAGCUGCACGGAAAAUACCAGGUUCGUGCGUGUGUAAACAUGUUAAAGUUGGGCAUGCAGGAAAUUUACGUUUUCCAUUCCUACCAAUCUGUAAUUCAUAUUGACCCAACUGUGAAAAACGCGGCGUCUCGAUGGGUUUCGAACCCAUGACAGAAAGGGGAAGACUUUAGUACAGCCGACGUCCUAGCCACAUGAGCUACGAGGGCCCACCGGGAGACGCGAGUUUAAUCACAUUUGGGUCAAGUUGUCCGCCCAACCUACCGCAGCAUCUGAAAUCCACAAAAUAUGUUCCAGUAAGCUGAUUGGCCAAGCAGGAUUUCCUAAGUAAUUCACCUAGAAUCCACCAGAUUGCCCAGGCUCACGUAAUUUAUAGAUGUUUUGGCAGUUUAUAUAGCUUUUCCUAAUCUUCCUUUCGACUUUAAUUGUCUGACCUGCCUUAUGUAAACAGCACUGGAUAUGACUUAACCCACCCCAGUAACCUUAUUCCUAGAGUAAUAAACGCGUAGGUCGUCGUGCAACUAAAUUUAGCUGCUUUGCUGGGCUCUAUGAUGGUGAAGUGUGUCAUAGUUGGGAAGACAAUGCCAGUCAAGAGGCCUGCUUUUUCAACAACGGGUACGGCCGGCGUCCCGGUGAUCUACUGUUCUCGAGUUUUUGCUUAUUCUUGCGUAGGCAGUUGUUGAAUCAAUAAGCGGACUGCGGGAACUCUUUGCAUUAUCCCUGUUCUGGCGGUCCGCGCUGGGGUCCUUUAGUGCAUCCACGUGUUUCACACAGUUGGUUUCAAUCGUCCCCAGGAGGUAAACCAAACAACCUAAAUCCGAGGACCAUGUGACUUCGUCGUCCCCUCAUGACAGACGACGGAAAUGUAUUUAGAGCAACAACAGUGAACUCUUUGAGUGGGUAGCCACUAAGACCGUCCUUUUGUGCCGUGGUAUGGCCUGCCAAGUUUAUGGCAACGAGUGCGAACUGUUUAGGACUAACCCUAUGACGAUCGCUGUGAGGCAGUGUAUGUCGGUGUAGGUCAUUAUUAUUUAGGGUAGGAGCUGCUGUCCUUACGUGGAGGAACGGUGUCAACUUGCCGCCUAGUGGGUUCAUCCCCUUUCUAUUGCAAACACUAAAUGUUACUUAUAUCAAGUUAGUAGCAUUUAUAGGUUAAGAUGCCAAACUACAUAGGCAGGCAUGAGCAACUACGCGUUCUAGGGAUUCAUUAUCUCCACAGCUGGGCUAUGCGUUUUAGACUGUGACUGUUAUGAAGCUACCGGUAGUCUCGGUCUCCACUACCACUACAGGGAACUCACUGCAGGAAGUCAGCGCGUCGGUUUGUCUGGCGGUCUUACCUCUUGGGCAUCCUCCCACGCCCUCGAACGCUCGACCUCGACACCAACUAAAAGUUACGCAUAGUCCAUACCACAGUUUAAACUUUUCGGCAAGAGGAGGAUCAAGCUAGAUUUACCUCAGUCCCGUUCCUCUGAGGACAAAUUUAAGGUUGGCUGUCGUUGUGUUCCUCCAAGAAGCUUUAGUUCAGACACCAUUCGGAUGGCGCGUCCCUGGAACUCUUCUUGAAUUUGCACAUACCUCUUCAGCUAUGGCCUCCUGGCAUGGGCCACGCAACACCCGAGGCUUAA
Molecule: messenger RNA, 1949 nt
Organism: Spirometra erinaceieuropaei
Lineage: Eukaryota; Metazoa; Platyhelminthes; Cestoda; Diphyllobothriidea; Diphyllobothriidae
Source: the annotation of a GenBank genome assembly